Molecule: messenger RNA, 1772 nt
Organism: Haemorhous mexicanus (house finch)
Lineage: Eukaryota; Metazoa; Chordata; Aves; Passeriformes; Fringillidae
Product: sulfotransferase 1 family member D1-like
Biological process (GO): sulfation
Cellular component (GO): cytoplasm
Molecular function (GO): sulfotransferase activity
Source: RefSeq, a predicted model, not a curated record
ACCUGGCCUGGGCCAGGCACCACUUGGCUUCUGCUUCUCCUUGAUCUCCUCCUGGAGCAAGGGCAGCACCUGCUCCAUCGUGGUGGGUUCCUGUACUGCACAACCUGCUGGAUCAGAUCAUCCAGGAUGGAGCAGAUCAGCUUAUUCAGCCCUUUCUUACAAGAGGCAUCAAAGGAGCACUCAGGAGGGCAGAGAAGGGGGCUACCCCUGCUUGCAGCACCCUCUGCCAGAUCCAUAGCUGUGCUCCAUAGCUGAGCCAGCUCUCAUUGACCUUUUCAGCUUGGGUGUGGCAGGAGGGUGGGGGUGCCAGGGCUCCUGGGCACCAGAGCACAUGGAAUCCUGAGAAGUAUGGCUGCCUGCCAUGAGGGUCCUGGGUAGCAGAGCUGUCUCUGCACCUCCACAACCCCGUGGCGCUCGUUAAAGGGGCUGUGGCUGGGGGAGAAGUGCGGACAGGUGGGAGGAGAGGUGGUGUUCUGCUCCAUUCCCGAUCCCUCAUGGCUUGGGCUUAGUGCAUGGCCAGCAUCCAUGUUACCAAAGUAUCCUACCAGGGAUCAGGGCAUGCUCCCGGGGCACUGGCAAUCUUGUCACGUGUGAUUUGGGCUGGACUUUGCCUGAUGGGGCACUGCCCAGGAUCCACUACUGGCACAGGAUCCACUACUGCCCCAGGCACAGUCCUGGCACAGGUGCCAGCCAGUUCGGAGGUUGUGGAGGCUGCCGGCAGGGAAGACAGCCAGUGCUGUGUGGACCCACUGUCAGCCAUGGAGCAGGAAGAUGAAAUCAUGCAGGACCUGGGAAGCCUCCAUGGCAUCCCCCUCUACAAGAGCUUCAUCGAGGGCUGGCCACGGGUGAAGGCUUUCCAAGCCCGUCCAGACGACCUGCUCAUCUCCACCUACCCCAAAUCGGGCACAACAUGGCUGAGCGAGAUCAUGGACAUGAUCUACCAUGAUGGCGAUGUGGAGAAGUGCCGGCGGGAUGCCAUCUACAACCGCGUGCCCUUCCUGGAGUUGAAGGCCCCCAUGGAAGCAAGUGGUGUUGACCAGCUGGAGAACACCCCAUCACCACGGCUGGUAAAGACCCAUCUACCUGUCCAGCUCCUCCCGACCUCCUUCUGGGAGAAGGACUGCAAGAUUAUUUACAUGGCCCGCAACCCCAAGGAUGUUGCCAUCUCCUACUACUACUUCCACCAGAUGGCCAAGAUACACCAUGACCCUGGCACGAAGGCCGAGUUCUUGGAGAACUUCAUGGCUGGCAAAGUGCCCUAUGGAUCCUGGUACGACCACGUGCGCGGAUGGUGGGAGAAGAAGCAGGAGAAGAAGAUACUCUACCUCUUCUAUGAGGACAUGAAGAAGGACCCACGGCGGGAGGUGCAGAAGAUCUUGCAAUUCCUUGGCAAGGAGUUGGCAGAGGAAACAGUGGAUAGGAUCCUGCACCACACCUCCUUCCAGGAGAUGAAGAAGAACCCUGCUGCCAACUAUGAGACCGUGGUCCCCACCCUGAUGGAUCACAGCAUCUCCCCCUUCCUCCGGAAAGGGAUCUGUGGAGACUGGAAGAACCAUUUCACUGUGGUCCAGAACGAGCGCUUCGACCAGCACUACCAGGAGCUCAUGGCAGGCUCUGACCUCCACUUCCAGAUGGAAGUGUGAGGGGCUCAUCUCCCUUCCCAGGAGGACUGUGCUUCCUUCCCCUUGCUCUCCCAGUGGGAAGGAUGGAUCCAGAUGGAGAUUCUUGCACUAAUUCACUUUUCCCCCUGCAAUAAAUUGUAAUAAAUGGUG